Messenger RNA from Ailuropoda melanoleuca (giant panda), 4015 nucleotides. It is a transcript of the gene TSPYL5, whose product is annotated as TSPY like 5. NCBI's taxonomy places the organism in Eukaryota, Metazoa, Chordata, Mammalia, Carnivora, Ursidae. Gene Ontology annotation, biological process: nucleosome assembly. Gene Ontology annotation, cellular component: nucleus. The coding region runs from base 153 to 1400 and encodes 415 amino acids. The transcript is spliced from 2 exons. The record is from RefSeq and is a predicted model, not a curated record.
UCGCCGCGCGCAACCCGUCCUCGCGCGAUUGUACAGUCGUACAGUCGUGACGUCGGCAGUUGCCAUGGAGAGGCCCGCUAGCUGGGGGCCGCGAGCUGGCGCCAGGGGCGGCAGGGUCGGAGCGUGGCUUUGAAGCCGCUUCCGCUACCACCAUGAGCGGCCGAAGUAGGGGUAAAAAGACCUCCCGCGCCAAAAGCCGGGGCAAAGGCCGCGGCAAAGCCCGGGUCCGCGCUGCUCCUGACGACGCCCCCCGCGACCCGGACCCGCCACAGUGCCAGAGGCUCGGGGAGGAAACCCAGGCGGCACAGGUGCAGGCUGGCGCGGGUUGGGGUGGCCUGGAAACCGCUGCGCCCGCGCCGUCCCGUCGGCCCGGGGAGGACGCUGCCUGCCGGCUCCCCCUGGACUGUGGCCUCGCGCUCCGGGCCCGAGCUGCGGGGGAUCGCGGGCAGGCCGCGACCAGGCCCAGCCUGGGGAAGGCCACAUCUCUCUCGGAGCGCCUAGCCGCAGACACUGUCUUCGUGGGAACCGCGGGAGCCGUGGGAAGGCCGAAAAACGGCCCCCGCGUUGGAAAUCGGCGUGGCCCUGCCGGGAGGAAGGCCCCAGAAACCUGUAGCACAGCGGGGAGGGCGCCUCAGGCCAUAGCUGGUGGGAAGCUGAAGAAGGGGGCCACAGGGGAGAAUGUCUCCCUCCCUGUGGUAGAGGAAAAGAAGGUGGAGAAGGAUGCAGGGUCAGGGCCCCUGGCGACAGAUGGCAGCAUGGAUACGCUGGAGACCGUCCAGCUGAAGCUGGAGACCAUGAACGCCCAGGCAGACAGGGCCUACCUUCGGCUGUCGCGGAAGUUUGGGCAGUUGCGACUGCAUCACUUAGAGCGCAGGAACCUCCUCAUCCAGAAUAUCCCGGGUUUCUGGGGGCAAGCUUUUCAGAACCACCCCCAGCUCUCGUCCUUUCUGAACAACCAAGAUAAAGAGGUUCUCAGCUACUUGAACAGCUUGGAGGUGGAAGAGCUUGGCCUUGCCAGAUUAGGCUACAAAAUCAAGUUCUACUUUGGGCGCAACCCCUAUUUCCAAAAUAAGGUGCUCAUCAAGGAAUAUGGGUGUGGUCCUUCGGGUCAGGUGGUGUCUCGUUCUACUCCAAUCCAGUGGCUCCCAGGGCAUGAUCUCCAGUCCUUAAGCCAGGGGAACCCUGACAACAGCCGUAGCUUCUUUGGGUGGUUUGCAAACCACAGCUCCAUUGAGUCUGACAAGAUUGUGGAGAUAAUCAACGAAGAACUGUGGCCCAACCCCCUGCAGUACUACCUUAUGAGUGAAGGGGCCCGUGCGGAGAAAGGAAAGGAGGGCAGACAAGGUCCAGCAAGGCAGCCAGUGGAGACCCCUGAGCCUGGGGCAAACAAGUCCAGCUGAUCCUGCACUAGUCUCCCUACUACCUCCUGUUGGACCUGUGCCUAGCUAACCACUCGUGUUUGGCUGUCUGUGUUCUCUUCAUGUUGGCCUCUGUGCACUGUAUUCCUUUUGGACUUCAGUUACAAGAAUAUGGUAUUUAUGAUCAUGUUCUUUUGCCUCCUGGUGGCCUUCUUGCUUUUUCACAUUAGUGUUACAUGUUAAAUGAUCUCACCCCUCCUGUUUAUAUGUUAAGCACACAUGCUUCAAAUGUGUGCUGCCUUUGUCUACAUUGCCUGGACCGUGUUCUUGGCUCUGGCCUUUCCCAGCCGUCUUUAACAUGGACACUUAUGAGUCAUCUUCCAAGAGGACAGUGCAUCCUCAAGCUCUGCUACUUCAGGGCCAGUGACUUGCUGAGCUUUGUGUUCAUGCUGGCCACGCAUGCCAUCUAUGGCCAGUUUUUCUGUUGCCACUGCAGAAUGAAGCUAGUGCGCAUGGUAUUGGCCAUCAGCCAAAACUGAUUGUCCAAAGCCCUGGGGUCACCGGCUUAGUUGCCACCACCGACUGGAUCUCUGACUUUGGCCAGGGGCCUCUGCUGCCCUGCUGGAUAUGCACAAUAGCGCUUGACUGCUGGGCGUGGAUGAGGUUAAGGGUGAGAAGCAGUAUGCCAUGUGUUCUGUACCAUCAUGUGUCUCUUCCUGCCUCUGGGCCAUUCUAUCGUUGAACAUUCGUCAAGGUCUAUACCAUGCCCUGUCACUGUCAGGCCAUUGAGACUUGUCUAGGUUGCUAUUGGCCCCAGUUGGCCUCCUGGUCAAUGAGGAUCCCAAGAAUUGCCUGUGGACCCAGGUCCCCUGCCAGUGCAUGAGACACACACCUACCCUCCUUAGCCUUCCAGGAACCCUGCUGCCUGCCAGACUGACGGGUGGGUGUGUGGACAUGUGCUCACUGUCAUCGUGCCAUGGCUCCAGGUGUGGCCUUGCGUAUGUGGAAGAUUGAUGCUCUAUGCUGCUUAUUUUGCCAUAAGUAAAAUCUUACCUCUUCCCCCAUUUUUGCCUAAUGGGAAGAUGUAACUGUGUAGGUCUGCUUUUUUCUUUUCUUUCCUUCUUUUCUUUUCUUUUUUUUUUUUUUAACUUUUUGCUCUUUAUUAUGGACAUUUUCAGACAUGCACAGAAACGGAGAGGAUGGUACCUGCACCCUGGUACCCAUCACCUAGCUACGUCAAUUAUGAUCAACCUGGUAUCGUCCUCUCCCCACCUGUAUUGUUGAUGGAAAAUCCGACACUGUGCCGAUUCAACCUUGACUGGUCUGGGAGAUCAGGACUCUCUUCUGGUGGUGAUAGUGGUGGGGGUCACUGUCGUGAUCACAUCAGGUCUGCUUUUUGUUUUGAAUGUUAACUAAUGAAGUUCCAGAAAUGGGCCUUAGAAGUGAAAGUCUUCGGGAUAAACAGGGAGUCUCAAAAAGAUAUGAAAAGAUGCUCCCUUUCCCCUGUAUCCACAAAAGGAGAGAGAGAGAGACUGUUCUGUUGUAAAUCUUUCGAAGACUGAUACGAUAAGGUGCUUAUUUGAGACCCUUCACCAGAAUAUCAGUCUUUUUUGCCUGUGAAAGAUGGAGACUUGUGUGACCAUUAGAAAUAUCAUCACCUUGUCCUGGUCUCAUAAUAUAACUGGUCUUGGAAGUAUAAUUUGGAAAUUGUUUCUGUGUUCUGAGAAAAUAACCUCCCCAAAGCAAUCAGUUACUGGUUGUCUUACUGGUAAUUUGACACCUUGGUAAUAAUGCAAUUAUUCCUUUGUUCCUAAACAGUAUAAAUAGUUGUAAGCUUGCAUGCAUGAUGGAAAAAUAAAAGCCUGUAUCUCUGUUAUAUUUUUUAUUUUAAAAAAAGAAUUGGAAGGUGAAGCUGAGCUAGGUAGUUGAGGGGAUGUAUACAUUGGACUCCAAGAGUGAUUCCUAGGUCUUAGGCCCUGGUGUGACAAGUUGCAUAACAAUAUAUAAAAUUCUGAUUCUCACGCCUUUAGCAGAGAUUGAAAUUCUGUUUUUGGUUCUGGGAGGAAGCCCGGUAGUUCUUGUUUUUAACGAGUUUUCCAGGUGAUUUUAGUGGAAAUCCAGUGUUUCUCAAAUUUUAGAGUACCUCUGAAUUGUGUGAGGAAUCCUGUUAAAGUGUGAAUUCUGAUUCAGUUGUCCAGGCUGGAACCUGAGAUUCUGCGUUUCUAACAAAAUUCCAGGUGAUGCCAGUGCUGGUGGUUUGUGAACUGUACUUUGAGUAACAAAGGAGGUGACGUUCAAGUCCCAUUCAGACUAGAGCAGCAGUGCUCAGACUUCGUUGCACAUUAGAAUUAUCUGGGAAACUUAAAUAUACUGCCAGAGCUCUGCACAAAUGCCAACUAAAUCAGAAUGUGGGAAGGGGUUAGUCCAGGUGUAGGUGUUUUAGAAACAUCCCACGUGAUUGUGUUGUCUAGCCAGAGUUGAGAACUGGGGUCUCUGAUGCUGUUCAUAACACAUAUGUAAGAAGGUUAAUUCUAUUCAUCAAGGGAAGCAGCAGCAGACAACAAAAGGCCACGAAAAGCUGCCCAGCAGAAAAUAGUUGGAAAAAAUUAGAAGUGGAUUGUUAAAUGACAAAAAAUAAAAUUGGUUUAUAUGAUAAA